Molecule: messenger RNA, 2131 nt
Organism: [Candida] anglica
Lineage: Eukaryota; Fungi; Ascomycota; Pichiomycetes; Serinales; Debaryomycetaceae
Source: the annotation of a GenBank genome assembly
UAGCUAAUUUUAAAGAAUAUUAUUGCUAUUUCCAUCUUGUGUACUUUUUGGUUGAAGAGACCAGUUUAUAUAGCUAGAAAAUUAAAAAAAAAAUAGGAGUAGGUCUUUGAUCAACUUGGAGUUAAAAAAAAGUCUGGAGAAAAGGAAAACCUUAUCAGUAUACAGCAACAGAAAAUUAAAAUUCCAGUACAUUUAUAUAAGUGGGAUCUAUAAUCAUCAAAAAAAUUUCCCAUACUUUCAAUAAAUAAUAUCAUCAAAUUUCAAAUAAUCUUUAUUGAAAGUUGGAUAAAACUUUUAUAGCUAUACAUUUUGCACAACCCCCCCUUAAAGCUAUAAAUAAUGACGGUAGAUAAUGAACUACCUCCCAAAAGGAGUCGGCCGUAUAACAAAAAUUACUACAAGUGUUUUCAAAACUUCUACAAUAGCCAUGAAUAUUUGGGAUUAAAUCCUCAUUAUUAUACCGACACCCGUUCUGCUGUCAAUCAUUGGCAACUAAGGGAUAUGCUUCAGGUGGAUUCUCAAACUGGUCGGGUAUUUUAUUCUCGUGAGGAUAAAAUUAGAUCUCUUGAUUUGGAAUCUAAAAAGCAACGAGUUUACUCUGAAGUUGCUCUUUCACUUGAUUAUUUCCCAAGAUGCUUUCAUCAAACUAGUGGCGGGUACAUGGUUACGGGAGGUCUAAUCACCUCAGCUUCAAAGGUAUUAUCGUCUAAUAUCCCCACUUUAACUUCUGCAUCCAACUCAUCACCGGCAACGACGGCCUCUUUAUCAUCUUCUUUUUCUAAAGAACAAACUUCUACCAUCAAGAAUUCAACGUCCAAGGGUUCCGUAGCUUCCGCUGCUAGCAACCCCGGUACUCAUAUUCGCAACCUUGUUACUUUUUCUUCGAGACCUUGCAAGGGAAUUCUCACUUUCCAAAAUCCGAACUUGGAAGGUUCUCAAACAGUUGCACUUGGUGAUAUGAUAAAUAAUAGUGUUUCAAUUUAUCAGAACAAUAAUUCUUCAUUCACUUCAUAUAUUUGCAACAAUGAUUCCAAUUUAUAUGUCGUUGACAUUGGGAACUCAACGAAACUUUCCCUUGAUAGGAAGAUAAAUUGUGAAUUAAAUACUGCUUUGAACAAUGCAGUACGCUCUCCUAUGUCAGAAAAGGUUUUAACGGUGACAGGUGACUCGUCAUCUAUUUUUUUGGUUGAUCCAACAAGUAAAGAUACGAGAAUCUCAACCAUUAAAACUCCUCAUGAUUCUGGAUUUGGUGUGAGUUACCACCCAAAUGGUACAACUUUUGCUGCAGCAUUUCAGGACGGGUCCUGUGUGUUGUAUGACAUCCGUAACCUUCCCAAGAGACAAUCUCUUAUUCCUAAUGAACCACUUUAUACAUUUAAAUCUACCAGAGCAGGUCAUCAAUCCGGAGCAUUCAGAUGCUGUAAGUUUCUGCAAACUGGGGUCAAUGAUUUAUUAGUUAUAUCUGAGCAUGUGGGAAGAGUCCACCUCAUUGAUGUGAAUAAGGCGAUGUCAGAACCAACGCCACUGCAAGGUCAUCAGGUUAUGGUGUUUCCAUAUGCGUUGGAUCAAUAUGGAUCUUCUAAAAAGCAAAAGAUUUUAUCUGACGAUGAUUCCAAGUCAAUUCAUUCCAGAGUACCUAUAUACCAGUCAGAUAACGACUCCGAGUCAUUCCCUUCACCUUUAGUUUUCGAUUAUGAUUAUUUGGUGAAUGUAAAUCCUCAAUUGUUCAAAGACUUUUCAUAUACGCCUAAUAUGGCAUCUCCAGUUAAUUCUCAAUCUCGACCUUCACCAUUAUUCAACGUUCCAAAUUGGAACUCAAACACAUCUACUGACAUUGAUAGAGAUUCAUAUGAUUACUAUGAGAGGUCAAGAACUGGUUUUAUUUCCUCUGUAGGGGGAUCUUAUGCAGACAGUAUCUAUAAUUGCCGUGAACAAACUCCUGUCACUGCUAGCCAUAUCAAUGGAGAGAUGGAAUUAUCAGGAGUUGAUUGGUUCGAAGAGUGUCUCCUUAUUGGAUGUGAAGACGGAGGAAUCUUAUCAUGGGAUAUGAAUAGUAGGGCAAGGAAGAAUUCUGCCAGUUUCGCAUACGUUUAAAACUUUUGUAAGUACUAAUAGCAUUUCUUCAAUAUUG